Messenger RNA from Zea mays, 1006 nucleotides. RefSeq names its product protein binding protein. NCBI's taxonomy places the organism in Eukaryota, Viridiplantae, Streptophyta, Magnoliopsida, Poales, Poaceae. Gene Ontology annotation, biological process: protein folding. Bases 328 to 921 code for a protein of 197 amino acids. The transcript has a single exon. Gene Ontology annotation, molecular function: protein-folding chaperone binding. Gene Ontology annotation, cellular component: plasmodesma. The record is from RefSeq and is marked validated.
AAAUUAAACCAGAGUAAAUUAUAAUUUCAAACACAUAGUCUACACAGCCAUGCCAUAUUCGUCGGUAAACUCUGUUUCGGCUAUGCACGUCACAACUCACGCGGGUGCACCAUGGAAAAACAUGCCGUGUAGCCGGCAGUGGUGUACGCAGAGCAAUGACGAACGUUACAGCCAUCGAAAGAAAGAAAAAAACAUCCAGACCUGACCUCAGGCAAAGGAACAUGCACUGCGGCGCCGUGACCACGAGUGCACUGUGCAGCAGAAACGCUGUGCCUGUGCGCCUCGCUCCACUGAUCCAAAGCUGCCUGCGCUCUCUCCAAGGUCGCCAUGGGAUCCUACCACUACACCUCGCAAUUCGUCGAUUCCAACCCCAAGCCCAGCCACAAACCCAAGACCACCGUCCAAAUCCCGAUUACAUCCCCUCGGGAGGCGGCUCGGGGAGGAUCGCCUGACGCGGUGGCGGCCGCCAAGAUCCAGGCGGCCUUGCGUGGGUACCUGGUCAGGCGGCACGUCACGGCCGUGCGCGCUGCCGACGCCGAGGCGACGCGGCUCGAGCGGCUGCUCCGGCGGCAGGAGACCGUGGACGCCGUCCGCAGCGACGAGCGCGAGCGGGCCCGGUUCUCGGAGGCGCUGAUGGCCGUGCUGCUCCGCCUGGAUGCCGUGCCGGGGCACUACCCCGCCGUGCGGGACGCGCGGCGCGCCGUGAGCCGCCGCGUGGUCGGCCUGCAGGAGGUGUUCGACGCUGUUGCCGUGGCACCCAAAGCCCAGACGUGCGGGGUGCCGGCGAGCCUGGAGCAGGUCCUGGAAUGGAUCUGGGGAGUCGGAGAGGCGCCUGCUCCGGUGCCGCCGCCGCAGGCGGAGGUGGAGGAGGAAGUGAGAAGGGCCGGGUCAUGCUGGGCAAGAUUUUUUGGUGGAGUGUAGUGAGUAGUGUACGGUCAUAGGGUGGCUACAGUGUAGCACGUUGUACGGCGCCGUGCUCAUUUGUACAUGUUGUGGAUGUAUUACA